This is a messenger RNA of Porites evermanni, 4377 nucleotides long. The record is from the annotation of a GenBank genome assembly. Lineage: Eukaryota; Metazoa; Cnidaria; Anthozoa; Scleractinia; Poritidae.
GGUCCUGAAGACUGGCACGAUCUAAAGCUGAACAAAACCAAUCAGUGUGGUGGAAAUAGACAAUCCCCAAUAAACAUCAAAACAAGCGAGGUUGAGGAAGAAGAUAGCUACCGUCGUUUAAAAAUCGCUUUUGACAACACAAGGGGACUUGUUACUGGAACGCUUGAAAACAAUGGGCAUUCACCUGAACUUAUAAUUGCUGAUUCCAAUGGAGCUUCACUAACUGGAGGUCCCCUUGGGAAUAACAAAUUCGAAUUAAUCCAGUUUCAUGUUCACUUUGGCUGUGUUAAUGAACGCGGGUCUGAACACAAGCUCAAUGGAAAACAACUGUCUGGUGAGGUAAGCGAUAACAACGACGUGAACCUUUUUUCUUUUACAUUUUACACGGUUCGGUAUUUCAGUUUUCUCAUAUCCUGCAUGGCCCGUGAUGUCUUUGUUAAGGGAAACGAUUACAAUGGACGAAACGAUUACCCAGGGCGGACGGGAAUGUAUAUAAAUCACCAAUAUUCAGUGCUGAGCCAUAUUACUCGCAAUUGCGGGCGCAGUGCUUUCUUGAGUGAUCUUUCAGUGGGCAACAAAGUGGGAGUAUGCAAAAGUUGAAAAAGAGUAACCAGAAGUUAUUGUUGUAUAGGAAACAUCUUACUAUUUAGACACUAAACGAUCAAGUGCCUCUACUAGGUCCCUACUUGAACCAACUCAUCGGGAAUGACCUUAAACUUCUUUUGUCUUCCNUUAAAAAUCGCUUUUGACAACACAAGGGGACUUGUUACUGGAACGCUUGAAAACAAUGGGCAUUCACCUGAACUUAUAAUUGCUGAUUCCAAUGGAGCUUCACUAACUGGAGGUCCCCUUGGGAAUAACAAAUUCGAAUUAAUCCAGUUUCAUGUUCACUUUGGCUGUGUUAAUGAACGCGGGUCUGAACACAAGCUCAAUGGAAAACAACUGUCUGGUGAGGUAAGCGAUAACAACGACGUGAACCUUUUUUCUUUUACAUUUUACACGGUUCGGUAUUUCAGUUUUCUCAUAUCCUGCAUGGCCCGUGAUGUCUUUGUUAAGGGAAACGAUUACAAUGGACGAAACGAUUACCCAGGGCGGACGGGAAUGUAUAUAAAUCACCAAUAUUCAGUGCUGAGCCAUAUUACUCGCAAUUGCGGGCGCAGUGCUUUCUUGAGUGAUCUUUCAGUGGGCAACAAAGUGGGAGUAUGCAAAAGUUGAAAAAGAGUAACCAGAAGUUAUUGUUGUAUAGGAAACAUCUUACUAUUUAGACACUAAACGAUCAAGUGCCUCUACUAGGUCCCUACUUGAACCAACUCAUCGGGAAUGACCUUAAACUUCUUUUGUCUUCCCCAGCUUCACAUGGUAUUUGGUCAUGAUGAAGAACCACGAGUUGUUGUAGCCGUUUGGAUUAAGGUACAACCUGCAGUCUACCUUCCUUCCAGCAAUUCGACCUCUAUAUAAACAUUUCAACUUACAUAUGCAGAGCAACCUUCCCCUCCCCUUCCCCUCCUUCGUAAAGAAGUAAAAUCCUAUUCUUGCAAAACGUGGCUAUAACCAUCCACAGACAAAAAAAUUCUAAUAAUUCAGAGCAGUUUGCUAUGAAAGUGCUAGUCUAUUUACUCAAGAAUAUUUUUUUUAUUUCCUUUAAAUUAAAUAAGGCCGAAAUGUGAAGCCUACAGAGACUUUCAUUAAUUUUUAACCAGUUGUGUCACCUUCGAAAAAAACGGGCACCUAAACCAGUCAAAAAAAUUGAAAUAAUGAAUUCUUGAGAAGUCUAUUUGGAUGCACCUGAAAAUAAUUAUGUGUGACCUGAAGUGGAAAUUAAAAUUAUAACAAGCCUUUUUGGAAGAUGGCGUCAUUUUAAUUCUACGACCAUAAUCCUUUCGUUUUUCCUGUUCAUAUAUAAAUUUGGUAAUCCCAGCGACAUUGCAAUUACCAAAGCCGUAAUUUGAAACAAAGCAAAACAUGAAGGAUUCUGGUCGUAGUAUUAGAGGAACGUCAUCUUGACGUCAUUCUAAAUUGUUUAAUUAUUAUAGGCAGCUUCCAAGGGAAACAAAAUUUUUGGGAAGUUGGCAAAUCUGAUGCACCACAUUAUCAAGCCUGGUAGGUGUUUUAGAGAAACUAUAAGCGAAGAAUACAAAAACAGCCAAAACCCAUCACCAUCUAGCAGCUACUAUUUAAUUGUGAUACCAUAGCGUAGUAGGAGGAUGCACCGACCCUCUUCGUGCUGUGAUAUAAUUUUCGUUAGAUUUUAGAGCGGGCAUGCUCCGCAAUAUCACAAAAUCAGAUCACAAGCUACUACUAACAAAGCUACUAAUACAAAAUGAGACCAAUAACUAAAAGCCUCCUCCGCUAGUCUGUUUCACAGCCGUUCUUUGUACUCGUCACGCAACGCUCUUCUUGGGGAGGAACGUUGCGUGACGACACAAAGAACGGCUGUACGUGGAGCAGACCAUUCCUUCGCAGGAUACUGUGAUUAAGGCAUAGUUUUAACAUAGCUUAAAACACACACAGUCGUGCAGCGCUUGUAGUCAUAUAUUCCAAAUUCAAAAUUGUUCCCUAACUUCCUUUCAUUAAAAGCAAGAUUGUUUUACUGGACAAUUGAUAAGACACGAGCCUCGAGUUACUUGCAUGGCUUCAAAAGAUAUAGCUUAGGUUCGUAGGUUAAACAAUUAUUUUAGGGUAUCAAAAAAUUGUUAUAAGCAGUUAGCUAUUAACAAUAAUGUCUCUCUGAUCCACCAUAAGAUUACAUUAAACCUUCUGUUCAACUGCCAGUUACAGAGCCAAUGAGAUGGAGACAAGUAUUUUGCAACUUUAAAUGUGGGUCUGAAUCUGGUGUGCGAACGUCGGUUAUUAGUUAAUAAUAUUUCCAACCCUAGAACAAUCCGUAAACUUUUUGCAUCUUGAGAACGCACCUCGAUAGCUUCCAAGUAAAAACAACCAAAAAUUCACGAACCUCUUUUGAGUUUGUGGGCAAAAUCUUACUGUGUGACCUCUGAAAUGUAAGGUACAAUUCACCGUCAUAUUAUUUUUACAGAGGAUACCUAUCCUGUGACGAAGGAACAUGGAAUUUAUUUAAAGGAUCUCAUUCCCAAAAAAUGCUCCAUUAAAAAGGGCAAUGGUAAUGGCAAAGGUGGUAAUGGUAAUGGCGGCAAUGGUAAUGGUGGCAAUGACAAUGGUGUCAGUGGCAGAAAUAAUAACAACAAUAAUGAUAAUGAAAAGAAGAAAGGAGGCGCCAAACGUUUGACUUUAAAAUGUUACUUCACUUACCGGGGUUCCCUCACUACGCCUCCUUGCACUCAAACAAUACGGUGGAUAGUUCUGAAAGAUUAUAUCCUCGCUUCUACCAGCCAGGUAUGUAAUGCUAACUAACUUGAAUUAAACCUAGCUUAAGGAAACUUCUACGCUUUACAAUUAGGAGUGUACACUCGACAAGUACUAAGAUAACACAUCGGUGGCUCAGCCACUUACUGUCAGAAUAAAUGAGACUUUCUUUGGAAGUGGGGUGAUGUUGGGAAGACAGUCUUUUCACUGGACUACUCGUUUUUGCCUUUUUUCUUAAAUUGGAGGACCUUUUGCCACAUAUGGCGAAUAUUUCAGUAGCAAAAGCGACCACUAUGUCCAACAUUUUAAAGUUUUUAACAUUGUAAUACAAACAAACAAUUGGAAUAACAUAUGACGUAUAGUAUGUUAAUAUUUCUUAGACAAGCUUAAAGGAGUCAACCGGCCUUUUGCACUGAUUAGUUGAACACGUGUUCAACUUUCUGUAAACACGAAAACAGUUAGCUUUUGAAAAAUUUGGUUAACAGGGACUGAAAGAGCAUAUUAAAAUUAGGUAACCUAUAAAUUUUCAGCCGUAUGUCGCAAAAUUAGCCAUGGCAACGGUCGCUGAAAAUUACGAGGAUUUGUAUGGUAAAAACAACUCUUGCCACCCUGGCAGUCACGAUUAAGUGGUUUUCCAUACAAACCCUGUAAAUUUGGAAAUUAAGGGGCUUAAAUCUCCUUUUUAUUCAUAACAGGCAAUUUGAGCCCUUAAAUACGUAAGGGAAAGAUUUAAUAACAGUAUUUACAAGGAUUUUGCAAAUUAAGGCCUAUUCUACAAGAUUACAGGCAGGCUCCUCUGUUGCAUAUGCGACAACGUCAGACCAACACAUUCACUGUAUUUAAAUUGAACCACAAACUGUUAGUUUAAAAAGCAAAUGAUGCGUCGUUAAUAAACUAAUUGAUUAAUUUUGUUUGUUUUUUGUGUUCUAGCUCGAAAAGUUCAGGAAACUUGAAGCAAAGUAUUAUGGUCCGCACAUGUGCGACAACUUCAGACCUGUCCAAAAAUUGAACGACCGCGAUGUCUACUCCGUCUCAAAAAAAAAUAAUGACAAGUGA